AUGGGAGGAUUUUUCUCCAGUCUUUUCUCAGGCCUGUUUGGCACAAGGGAAAUGAGGAUUUUAAUUCUGGGUUUGGAUGGAGCUGGAAAAACAACCAUACUUUAUCGUCUGCAAGUUGGAGAAGUUGUCACAACUAUUCCCACAAUUGGUUUUAAUGUUGAGACCGUCACCUACAAGAACCUCAAGUUUCAGGUAUGGGAUCUUGGAGGCCAGACAAGUAUAAGGCCAUACUGGCGGUGUUACUACUCAAACACAGACGCUGUCAUUUAUGUUGUGGACAGCAGUGACCGCGACAGAAUGGGGAUUUCCAAAUCCGAGUUGAUUGCCAUGUUGGAGGAAGAGGAACUGAGGAAAGCCAUCCUGGUGGUCUUUGCAAACAAACAGGACAUGGACCAGGCCUUGACGCCUGCAGAAGUAGCAAACUCACUGGGACUUCCUGCUCUCAAAGACAGAAAAUGGCAGAUUUUUAAAACAUCAGCCACCAAAGGAACAGGACUUGACGAGGGCAUGGAGUGGUUGGUGGACGCCCUCAAGAGUCGACAGUGA
Knipowitschia caucasica is the source of this 546-nucleotide messenger RNA. The record is from the annotation of a GenBank genome assembly. Lineage: Eukaryota; Metazoa; Chordata; Actinopteri; Gobiiformes; Gobiidae.